Molecule: messenger RNA, 2543 nt
Organism: Arvicanthis niloticus (Nile rat)
Lineage: Eukaryota; Metazoa; Chordata; Mammalia; Rodentia; Muridae
Gene: Rnf212b
Product: ring finger protein 212B
Biological process (GO): protein sumoylation; reciprocal meiotic recombination; homologous chromosome pairing at meiosis
Cellular component (GO): synaptonemal complex
Molecular function (GO): SUMO transferase activity
Source: RefSeq, a predicted model, not a curated record
CUGGCGUGCGCAGCCUCACACCUGAGCCGAGCCAUGCGGGUGGCGGCUCCUUGUUUUCCCGCCAUUUCCUGUUCCUUGUGAGAGAACCGGAUGGUCUGAGAUCUGAAGCGUUGGAUCCCCGUUGCCAAGCUGAAUGGAUUGGUUUCAUUGCAACCAGUGUUUCCGAAAAGAUGGGGCCCAUUUCUUUGUCACCAGCUGUGGCCAUAUUUUCUGUAAAAAGUGUAUGACUCUGGAAAAAUGUGCUGUUUGUGGAAGUCCUUGCAAGCAUCUGGCUCUUUCUGAUGAUCUAAAGCCUCAAGAGAAGAAGUUCUUCAAAAGCCCUGUAGAGACAGCAUUGCAGUGCUUUAGUCACAUCUCUCAGGUGUGGUGCUUCCAGAAGAAACAAACAGAUCUUCUUAUCGCCUUUUAUAAGGACAGAAUUACAAAGUUAGAAGCAGCUGUGAAGGAGGCCCAGGAAACGGCAGCCAGCCAGAACAAAGAGUUAUCAAUCUUAAGAAAGGAGAAUGGAGAACUGAAGAAAAUUCUAGCCAUCCUAAAGGGGUCGCCAAGCUGCUACUACGGAAGCAGGUUAACCACACCUCGACCAGUGGGCAUUACUUCUCCAUCACAGUCAGUUGCUCCACGACCCAGUUCCCAGCAUAGCAGCCAAGUAGUGAGUCGCUCUUCUUCUGUGGAGUCCAUCCCUUACACAGUGGCUGGCAUCGGUCAUGUGGAACAAGGAAGCAGAAGCCUGCAUGAAAGGAGCACUCCCAGAGACUCUUACACUGAAACCCCUUCACCAGCUUCAACUCAUAGCCUCUCUUAUAGACCCUCAUCUGCCUCCUCUGGACAGGGGGUUUCCUUUAGACCACUAUUCAGAGGGGUUUCAGGCCACACGAGAGUCCUCACUCCCAACAAUUCUGGUCAGAGGCAAAGCAGAGCCACACCAGAGAAUCUUCCUGGUUUCCAACUUCCAGUCCUACAGACAUUCUACCAACAGAGGCAGAUGGGACUAGCUGGGAGAGACGGAUGCAGCAUCUCCAGAUAGAAAUCCCUCUUCCAGGUCUGAUCUGUGCAUGAUGCUCAAGGCUGGACUGCAGUGUCUAGUACUUUUAGGGAUAUGGGCACCUGCUGUUUCCUGGUUUCAGUCUGCAUCUUGUUCUGUUGAACUUUAUCUUACGUGUCUUUCUCUCUAAAACAUUUAAAAAAUUUUAAAAAUUAUUUUGUGUGUGUAUCAUAUGAUGGUAUACUACUUGCAUAUGGGUGCCUGUGAUUCAGGUGCCCUAAGAGGCCAGCAGAGUGUGUGCAAUCCCCUAAAGCCAGGGUUACAGGCAGCUUGUGGACUGACUGACAUGGGUGCUGGGGAACCUGCUUUGGGCCUUCUUAAAGAGCACAAAGCAUACUAAACUGCUGAGCCAUUUCUCCAGCCCCUUGAAUUUUUAUUAAUUUGUGUAUGUACUUGUGGGGGAUUUGAGCACAACUUGUAGGAGUCAAUUGUUUCCAACAAAGUCAGUCCUGGGGAUCCAACUCAAGUCAUUAGACUUGGUGGCAAGUGCCUUUACUCUCUAAGGCAUCUCAGUGGCUCUGUCUUACAUUAACACACAAGAAAGGGACAGGUCUUAUACAGGGCUUCAGGAAGACAAUCAUCUCUCCCCCAUUAUGUACGGCCUUUCAUUUCCUAGUUUGAAACUAAAGCUGCAAAAACCCUUAGCCUCAUGCUUUGGCAUAGGGAGACUAGAUAAUAUUUUUAUCCUGGUUCAUUUCUGGAUUUCACUGUUUAGCUCUGGACUUUGCUAUCCUGUGGCCAAUGUUAAUAAACAACUGUUCCCGCCCUAACGUAUUAUAUUUUUAACCUAUUGCUCUACAUCCAGCUGCUAUGAAAUGUUUUGAUUUUCCUUUGUCCAAACAAAAGGUAGAAUACAUUUCCAGCUUUGAUUUGCUAUUACAACACUAGGUAGAUUUCCAAAUUAGUAAGGUAUACAGACUAAUAAAAAGGAAAAUAUCAUUAAAAAUAGACCCUUUUAUGGCUAGUGCAACUCUUGCUAAAACAGUUUCUAGAACGGUGGGAUGAGCAAGUGAAGUUACAACCUGCUGUCACUGCUGAAGGACCAAUAAAUCUUGUCAUCUGACAGCUGGAAACCAUGUGUGUGUCAACAGAUGCUGAAUUACUCUUCUAAUUUUCUAUUUUUAUUUACUGCAGUGUCUGGACUGACUCUUUUAAAAAAAUAAUAAAAAUAUACUAAACCAGAAAUAAUUCUGAAUUGGUGCUGGGCUUGAAACUAGAGUGUCACACAUGCUAAGUAAGAGGUCUACCACUGAGCUACAUGCCAGCCAUUAAAUCCCUAGACACAGGCUAGGUACAGAUGUAGCCCAGUUGGCAGAGUAUCUGCCUACCAAACCCAAAGGCCUGGGUUUCAUCCCCAGUACUGCAUAAACUUGGCAUGAUGGCACAUACUUAUACUCAGCAUUUUUAGGAGAUGGAAACAAGAAAGUCAGAAGUUCAACAACAGCCAUGGCUUCACAGUGAAAUCAAGGCAAGCAUUUAAAAAAUGAAGAUGGGGCUG